CUAUAUAUGUGAAAAUUGUUGUAAGAUUAGUCCGUGAAAAUCGAUAGCAAUAUUUUGUAUGCAUCAUAUCAACCUAUCGAUAAAUUUAUACAUACCGCUGAAUGGCAAUUUUGGUAGAAGAUAAAGAGAUAAAUUUCCUUUGCUUGCUGCCGAUUUCUUUGCCCAGCUGGUUUUGCGACUGAAAUUAAAACGAAAUAAAGCAACAAAAUGGAAUCAACAAAUGGUAGAAAUCUGGCAUUGCUUGUACUCUGCCUGUGCGCCUGCUAUGCACUGGCCUUUGAGGGCGGCAAGGAAAUACCGGCCACCAAAUUUGGACAGAGCGUUGCGCCAACGAUGACAUUUCUUUAUUGUUACUCGUGCGGCUAUCGCAAGGCGUUCGAGGACUAUGUGAAUAUCCUGGGCGAGAAGUACCCACAGAUACAGAUUCAUGGCGCCAACUAUGAUCCGCCCGGCAUGAAUUACUAUCUAUCGAAGCUGAUAUUCGCACUGAAAAUACUUAUCAUUGUGUCUGUGGUGACAUCUGUGAGUCCGUUCACCUGUUUGGGCCUGAAUACGCCGGGCUGGUGGAAUCAUCUGCAGGGCAACAAGAUCUAUGCCUGUAUGAUGAUAUUCUUUUUGGGCAACAUGAUCGAGGGACAGCUGAUCUCGUCGGGCGCCUUUGAGAUAACAUUAAAUGAUGUGCCCGUUUGGUCGAAAAUCCAAACCGGCCGCUUUCCGGCGCCGGAGGUGCUAUUCCAAAUAAUCGACAAUCAGCUGCAGUUCACCGAGAACGUGCAGGAGAAUCCCGACUUUGUUAAAUAAUAGUAUCCCAGCGCGCCCAGCACUGAGCAGAGGCACCGACAACAACUGCUGAACAACUAGAAGAACACCAAAAACAGAAGCAUUAAACAAACAUAUUAAAUCCAAAACUGGAAAGCUGGACACGUGGAUAAUUAGAUUUAACUAAACGGUUUUGUCUCUGCGUUACGUAAAUAGUUAUGUGUAUCUUUGUUUAUCCUUAAUCGGUGUCACCCACAAAUUCCCCAUUAAGCAAGCUAUUUAGUAUAAAUAAUGUUAAUGUGUGCAUUUGUUUUAGUUGCCACACCUUGUGGCGGGCAUCGGGCUAAUACUUGGCAAACAUUUAAAAAAAUAUGCACUCUAUUUUAUAAUAUUGCCACCAAAUAUAUGUGAAGGCCUAUCCUUUUUUCCGAUUGAUUCAAACUGAAAUCAAUAUAGUUUUAAAUUUGACUAUUUUCGCAUUCUAUCGAGCAAGAAAUUAUUUUCCAUACAUUUAAUGAACAAGUUUAUUUUAAUAAAUAAUGCAAAUUAAUGUGAUGCAUCAAUCAAUUUGGAGCACAAACCAAGGAAGCGGUAAGAGGUUUGAAGUCUAAGAAGAGUAAAUACUAAGGAUUCAAAUGUCCCAAUCUAAGUAAAAUUAAUAAAAAAAUUUUGAAACUAAAAA
Drosophila montana is the source of this 1441-nucleotide messenger RNA. RefSeq names its product selenoprotein T (gene SelT). The transcript has 2 exons. The coding region runs from base 208 to 801 and encodes 197 amino acids. The record is from RefSeq and is a predicted model, not a curated record. Gene Ontology annotation, biological process: cell redox homeostasis. Gene Ontology annotation, molecular function: thioredoxin-disulfide reductase (NADPH) activity. Gene Ontology annotation, cellular component: endoplasmic reticulum membrane. Lineage: Eukaryota; Metazoa; Arthropoda; Insecta; Diptera; Drosophilidae.